This is a messenger RNA of Chiloscyllium plagiosum (whitespotted bambooshark), 9128 nucleotides long. NCBI's taxonomy places the organism in Eukaryota, Metazoa, Chordata, Chondrichthyes, Orectolobiformes, Hemiscylliidae. The record is from RefSeq and is a predicted model, not a curated record.
CAGGUGGUAUCGUCAGGUUUGGUUGCCGCGGAUGAGUUGUGGGGCAUCACCCUUGGCAAGAUGGCGGUGGUCACCGGUUUUGGCGACUGCGAUUGUGACCGGAUUUAUUCGCGUGCCCGUCGCUGCUAGAAGCUUCUCAGCCGUCCAUCGGCCCUGACGCGGAGCAGACGAGUUCCGUGCGUUUAUCGGUCGAGUUGACUUCUUUUUGCAAUAAGCGCUGUUCCCGAGCGCUUCUCCCGCUGCCGUCCCAUCAUAUUUCCCUCUGUCUAAUAAAAUGGCAACCAUGGAGAAAUUGAUGAAGGCCUUCGAGUCACUAAAGUCAUUCCAGCAGGGUCCGUCCAGUGAGGAGCCAGGCCAGAAACUGAAGAAAGAAUCUGCCACAACGAAGAAAGACCGUGUAACUCACUGCCUAACUAUAUGUGAAAACAUUGUUGCGCAGUCUCUUAGAAACUCACCAGAAUUUCAGAAGUUAUUGGGGAUUGCUAUGGAAAUGUUUUUGUUGUGUUGUGAUGACGCAGAGUCUGAUGUCCGGAUGGUAGCAGAUGAAUGCUUAAAUAAGAUUAUUAAGCAGGCCUUAACUGACUCAAAUUUGCCUCGGUUACAACUGGAAUUGUAUAAAGAAAUUAAAAAGAAUGGCCCACCAAGGAGUUUACGGGCUGCACUUUGGAGAUUUGCUGAGCUGGCUCACCUUGUUCGUCCACAGAAGUGUAGGCCAUACCUUGUGAACCUGCUUCCCUGUCUGGCUCGGAUCAGCAAGCGAUCAGAAGAAUCCGUGCAGGAGACACUUGCUAGUGCUGUGCCAAAGAUCAUGAUGGCUUUGGGAAACUUUGCAAAUGAUAGUGAAAUCAAGAUGUUAUUGAAAACCUUCAUUGGGAACCUUAAAUCAAGUUCACCAACCAUUCGUAGGACUGCGGCCAGCUCUGCCGUGAGCAUCUGUCAACAUUCAAGAAAAACCCAGUACUUCUACACUUGGUUAUUGAAUGUACUUUUAGGUUUUAUGGUCCCUGUGGAAGAAGACCGACCCACUCCACUUAUUCUGGGAGUUAUGCUCACGUUGCGGUACCUGAUGCCUUUAUUGCGGCAGCAAGUGAAGGAUACCAGUUUACGAGGCAGCUUUGGUGUGACCCGGAAGGAGGCUGAAAUUUCUCCGUCCUUGGAGCAGCUCAUACAGGCUUACGAAUUGACACUACACUAUACCCAGCAUAGGGAUCACAAUGUGGUAACAGCAGCUUUGGAAAUGCUGCAGCAACUGUUCCGUACCCCUCCUCCUGAACUGCUCCGGGCCUUGACUACUUCUGGCAGUAUUACUAGAGUUAGCAUUGCUCGUGAUGACGUCUCAAACCGUGUUCGCAGCGGCAGCAUCGUGGAACUAAUAGCUGGAGGGGGUUCUUCAGGCAGUCCUCUUGUCCUCAGGAAGCAUAAAGGUAAAAUGGUUUCCGGAGAAGAGGAUGGACUUGAAGAUGAUCCGGAGACCCGAUCAGAGGUCAGCAUUGCUACUUUUCCAGGUUCAAUGAACAGUGAAGGAGCUGUUGAGGUUCCAUCGCCUUCAGGGGUUUCUAACCUGGAGUCAACAAGCCCAAUUCCAGAUACUGCUGGACAUGAUAUCAUUACUCAACAGCCUCGAUCUCAGCAUACAUUGCAGACUGCUGAGUCUGUCGAUCUCAAUAGUUCAGCGACAUCAGACUUGAUAGGUCUCGCAGUUGAAGGGGAGGUUGACGAGGCACUGAGCCAAAGUUCCAGCCAGAUCAGCACCAUUCAGUCAGACACUAACGUAGACCAGAACGAUAGGACCAAUCAGGCCAUAUCUCCACUCAGUGAGAGCUCGCAGACCACCGAGGGCCCAGAUUCAGCCGUGACCCCAUCCGACAGUUCUGAGCUUGUAAGUGUGCAGCGGGCUGAGGGGGGCUCCCAGUCCUCCACUGAGGGUCCUGACAUCUCUCACAGCUCCCCCAUGGAGGGCUCAGACUUGGAUACUACCACUUUCUCCACCAGUUCCUCAGCUAGUAGCAGUGACAAGGUACUUGACGGGACAGAUAGUCAGUAUUCAGCAAUGCAGAUUGGACAGCUUCAAGAUGAGGAGGAGGAUACAUCAAAUACUCCUGGAGAUGUGCUUCUAGACAGCUUCACAACUUCCACUCUUGCAGUAAACAAAUCUCAUUUGUUAAGUCACAUGGGCCACAGCCGGCAGUCCUCUGACAGCAGUGUUGAUCGUUUUGUCUCGAAGGAUGACUGCGUUGAGUCAGCAGAUCUUGAUACCAAGCCUUGCCGGGUAAAAGGAGACAUUGGUCAUUAUACAGAUGAGAAUGCUGCCCCUUUGGUCCAUUGUGUUCGUCUCCUUAGUGCAUCGUUUCUUUUAAUGGGACAGAAGAAUGGUCUUAUCCCUGACAGAGAAGUGAGGGUCAGUGUCAAAGCACUGGCAGUGAGUUGUGUUGGAGCGGCAAUUGGACUUCAUCCUGAGGCUUUCUUCAUUAAACUGUAUAGGACCCCACUUGAAGUUCUAGAGAGUCAAGAGGAGCAGUGCAUAUCGGAUAUUUUAAAAUAUGUCGACCAUGGAGAUCCACAGAUAAGAGGUGCCACUGCCCUUCUCUCUUCAACCUUCAUUCACUCGGUUCUGACCAAGACUCGGUUUAAUCCAGAAAAUUGGCUUGCCACAGUACGAGGCACAACAGGACAUGGCGUCUCGUUGGAGGAUUGUGUGCCUUUACUUCAGAAAACAUUGAAGGAUAAAUCAUCUGUAACCUGCAAACUGGCUUGUGCUGCAGUCCGGCACUGUAUCACAAGCCUCUGCAACAGCAGCUACAGCGAGCUGGGUUUGCAGCUCAUGAUUGACCUCUUGACCUUGAAGAAUAACUCUUACUGGCUAGUGAGGACGGAGCUAUUAGAAACUCUGGCUGAGGUGGACUUCAGGCUAGUCGGUUUCUUGGAGAGGAAAACAGUGGAACUUCAUAGGGGGCAACAUCACUACACUGGGAUGUUGAAGCUACAAGAGCGAGCUGUUAAUGAUGUCAUCAUCCACUUGCUUGGAGAUGAGGAUCCAAGGGUACGACACGUGGCAGCUACAACCCUCGUGAGGCUGAUACCUCGUCUCUUUUUUGAUUGUGACCAAGGACAGUCUGAUCCAGUAGUAGCUGUAGCCAGAGACCAAAGCAGUGCAUACCUGCAGCUUCUCAUGCAUGAGACUCAAUCUCCAUCUCACUUUGCAGUUAGCACUAUCACCAGGACAUACAGAGGAUUCAACAUUUCGCAGAGCACCACUGAUGUGACGAUAGAGAACAAUCUGUCCCGUGUCAUCACUGCAGUGUCUCAUGCAUUGACCUCGUCUACCUCCCGAGCCCUUAUACUUGGUUGCUGUGAAGCUUUGUCUUUGCUCUCCUUGAACUACUCUGUGUGUAACUGGAGCAUUGGUUGGCACUGUGGAUAUACGACCAGUGGUUCUCAAGCAUCCAGAGUCCAUUUGUACAAGAACAGGGGACGUUCGUUCAGUUUAUCACAGAACAGUCCAACGGAUGAACUGCGUAAAAGUUGUACUGUGGGGAUGGUCAAUAUGAUACUGUCUCUGCUUUCCUCAGCCUGGUUUCCUUUGGAUCUUUCUUCACAUCAGGAUGCCUUAAUAUUGUCUGGAAACCUGCUGGCAGCUAUUGCACCCAAAUCACUGAAGAAUCCGUGGGGCAAUGAGGAUGAUAGUACAACCACCAAACCUGAAGAGCCAUGGCCUGCCUUGGCUGACAGAACUUUGGUUGUGAUGGUGGAACAGCUAUUCUCUCACCUGAUGAAGGUCAUCAAUAUCUGUGCACAUGUCAUCGAUGAUGUUGCACCGGGGCCUGCGAUGAAGGCAACUCUCCCUUCACUUGCCAAUACGCCGUCCCUCAGCCCGAUCAGACGCAAGGGAAAGGAGAGGGAGUCAGCAGAGCAGGCAACUGCACCAAUGAGUCCAAAGAAAAUUACUGAAUCCAACCCAGCUGCCAGGCCUACAGAUGCUGUUGGAGCUGCACCAACAAGCAAGUCCACCUCGCUUGGCAGUUUUUAUCACCUGCCUCCGUAUCUGAAGCUGCAUGACGUCUUGAAGGCAACGUAUGCAAACUACAAGGUUACUCUGGACCUUCAGAACAAUAAUGAGAAGUUUGGCAGCUUCUUGCGAGGGGCUUUGGAUGUUUUAUCUCAGCUUCUUGAAAUUGCAACAUUGCCGGACAUUGGGAAGUGUGUGGAAGAGAUCCUUGGCUACUUGAAGUCCUGUUUUUGCAGGGAACCAAUGGCAGCCACUGUUUGUGUACAGCAGUUGUUGAAGACGCUGUUUGGAACAAAUCUAGCAUCGCAAUAUGAUGGCUCUUCUUCCAAUCCCAACAAAUCUCAAGGAAAGGUGCAGCGCUUGGGCUCUUCCAAUUUGCGGCCAGGUCUAUACCACUACUGUUUCAUGGCACCAUAUACCCACUUCACCCAGGCGCUAGCUGAUGCCAGUCUAAGGAACAUGGUCCAAGCUGAACCUGAGCAGGACACAUCUGGAUGGUUUGAUGUGCUGCAGAAAGUUUCUUCACAACUAAAGGUCAACCUGACAAAUGUAACCAGGCAUCGAGCUGAUAAGGAAUCCAUUUGGCAUUCUGUUGAUGUUCUCCAUAACGCCAUACACAACUACAUCCGACUCUUUGAGCCUUUGGUCAUCAAGGCCUUGAAGCAGUACACCACAACUACUUCAGUCCAUCUGCAGAGACAAGUGCUUGACUUGUUGGCUCAGCUGGUACAACUCAGGGUGAACUACUGUCUACUUGAUUCUGAUCAGGUAUUCAUUGGGUUUGUUCUGAAGCAGUUUGAAUACAUUGAGGUGGGCCAGUUUAGGGAAUCCGAGGCCAUCAUUCCAAACAUAUUUUUCUUCCUGGUAUUGCUGUCAUAUGAGCGCUAUCACUCCAAGCCAAUCAUUGGAAUUCCCAAAAUUAUCCAACUGUGUGAUGGGAUCAUGGCCAGUGGCCGGAAAGCUGUUACGCAUGCAAUCCCGGCACUGCAGCCUAUAGUUCACGAUCUGUUUGUUCUGCGAGGGACCAAUAAAGCUGAUGCUGGCAAGGAACUGGAUACACAGAAAGAAGUGGUGGUUUCUAUGUUGCUGAGACUCAUCCAAUACCACCAGAUUUGCAAUAAACAUCUUGAAAUGGUCCUGGAGAUGUUAAUUCUGGUGUUGCAACAGUGUCACAAGGAGAAUGAAGAUAAGUGGAAGCGUCUUUCUCGUCAGAUAGCUGACAUGAUUCUACCGUUGCUGGCUAAACAACAGAUGCACCUUGAUUCACAUGAAGCCUUAGGUGUGCUGAAUACACUCUUUGAGACAGUGGCACCUUCAUCACUGCGACCUGUUGACAUGUUGUUGAAGAGUAUGUUUGCUAUGCCGUGCACCCUGGCAUCAGUUGGAACAGUUCAGCUUUGGAUAUCCGGUAUCCUAGCUAUCCUGCGGGUCCUCAUUUCUCAGUCGACUGAGGAUAUUGUUCUGUCACGGGUUCAAGAAUUGGCCUUGUCUCCUUAUUUGAUUUCCUGCCAGAACAUAGCCUUGCUGAGGGACCGAGGGAAUCAGACUGUCCCACCAGAGGAACAGAAUGAAGAGGCACAGAGUAAACAUCUCCCAGAAGAAACAUUUGCCAGGUUCCUGUUGCAGAUGGUGGGGAUCCUCCUUGAGGACAUUGUAAAUAAGCAGUUGAAGGUGGACAUGAGCGAACAGCAGCACUCCUUUUAUUGUCAGCAGAUUGGCACUCUGCUUAUGUGCCUCAUACACAUCUUCAAAUCAGGGAUGUUUAGAAGAAUCACAGCAGCUGCCACUAGAUUGAUUGUGGGGAAUGGCUUUGAUGGAAGCUUUUACACAUUGGAAAGUUUGAAUGCCUUGGUUCAGUCCAUAAUUCCCACUCACCCAUCUUUAGUACUGCUUUGGUGCCAAAUCCUACUGCUUGUGAACUACACAAACUACAGCUGGUGGUCAGAGGUGCAUCAGACCCCAAAGAGGCACAGCUUGUCGAGCACUAAGUUGCUGAGUCCUCAGAUAUCUGAAAAUGAAGAUUCAAAAUCUGUAUCUAAGUUGGGUGUGUGCAAUAGGGAAAUAGUUCGAAGAGGAGCCCUCAUUCUUUUCUGUGAUUAUGUGUGUCAGAACCUUCAUGAUUCUGAACACCUGACUUGGCUGAUAGUCAAUCAUGUUCAAGAUCUCAUCAAUCUUUCUCAUGAACCACCAGUGCAAGAUUUUAUCAGUGCUGUUCAUCGUAACUCUGCUGCCAGUGGGCUUUUCAUUCAGGCUAUCCAGUCCCGAUGUGACAAUCUUGCAACACCAACCAUGUUAAAGAAGACCCUGCAAUGCUUGGAGGGGAUCCAUCUCAGCCAGUCGGGGGCGGUCUUGAUGCUGUACAUUGAUAAACUGAUAAGCACACCAUUCCGAGUACUGGCACGGAUGGUGGACACUCUGGCUUGCCGACGAGUUGAGAUGCUUUUGGCAGAAAGUUUGCAGAAUAGUGUUGCCCAAGUGCCACGUGAAGAGUUGGAAAGGCUUCAGCGUUAUCUACAGACAACUUGUCUUGCUCAAAGACACCAAAGAUUGUACUCCCUGCUGGACAGGUUUCGUAUAACAGUUGCUGCAGACACAGUCAGCCCUUCACCAAUCGUGACCUCUCACCCACUGGAUGGAGACAAGCUGUCCUGUAUAGAAUCUAUCACUGUGGACAAAGACUGGUAUAUCUCACUUGUUAAAUGGCAGUGCUGCAGCAAGUUAAAUACUGCUUUAAUGGAGUGCACUGAAUUACUUGAUAAACUUCCUGAAGAUGACCUCCACUCUGUCAUGACAGCUAAGGAGUUCAACCUGAACCUUCUGAAGCCCUGCUUGGCGUUUGGUUUGCGUGCAAUCUCUGCAGAUCAGACUAGUGUGCUUUUUGAAACUGCCAGACAAAUCACCUUGGACCAGGUGGCAUUCCAUGUCCAGCAUCUUCCUGACAACCAUCGGGUGUUCCAAAGGUUGUGUCCAUCACCCAAUUCCUCUUACUGGAGUAAGAUUGGUGAGCUUUAUGGGGAUAUGCAGUUCUAUCAUUCUGUUAUUAGUCUGUGCAAUGCACUGGCUCAAUACCUUCUCUCUCUUCCCAAACUGCUACCGUCUCUUCAGAUUCCCACUGAAAAAGAGGCUGAUAUUGCCAGCUUCAUGGUAUUGUCCCUUGAGGCACUGUGCUGGCAGUUGAUGCAUGAUCAGGUUCCAUUAAGUCUGGAUUUACAAGCUGCUCUGGAUUGUUGUUGCUUAGUUCUGCAGCAACCUGACAUUUGGAAUCUGCUGGCCUCGGUGGCCUAUGUAACUCAAGCCUGCUCGGUUAUCAACUGCAUCCGGUUCAUCAUCGAAGCAAUGGCAGUUGAGCCAGGAGAGCAGCUACUUUUGCAUGAGGAGAGGAGAAAGUCAAAUUCUGACGAAAGUACAGUUAUGGAUGAAGAGAGUGAGGAUAUGUUUGACCGACCCAAGUGCAUUACGAAGGCCUGUGAUGUGAUGACUGAAAUGGUGGAGUGUCUCCAGACAGUACUGUGCUUCGGACAUUCCAACAACGCACGAAUCCCAGCAUUCCUGAAUCCAACUCUUAGGAAUAUUGGUAUUAGCUUAGCCAGACUGCCUCUGGUCAACGGCUAUACCCGUACCCCUCCGUUGGUGUGGAAGUUGGGAUGGUCACCACAAACUGGGGGUGAAUUUGGUACAACUCUUCCUGAAAUUCCAGUUGAGUUUCUUCAGGAGAAAGAAGUCUUCAAAGAGUUCAUCUACAGGAUAAACGUUCUUGGGUGGACAAGCCGCACUCAGUUUGAGGAAACUUGGGCAACUCUUCUUGGUGUGCUUGUGACUCAACCACUAGCAAUGGACCAGGAGGAGGAAGUUCCACAAGAGGAGGACACGGAGAGGACCCAGAUUAAUAUACUUGCAGUGCAAGCAAUAACCUCCUUAGUGCUAAGUGCUAUGUCAAUUCCAGUGGCAGGGAAUCCAGCCACCAGCUGUCUUGAACAUCAGCCUCGUAAUAAAGCUCUGAAGGCUCUGGACACGAGGUUUGGGAGAAAAUUAAGUGUCAUUCGAGGAAUAGUGGAGCAGGAAAUCCAAGCAAUGGUAUCCAAAAGGGACAACAUAGCAACACACUACCCUUAUCAGGCGUGGGAUCCUGUUCCAUCCCUCUCCCAUUCAACAUCUGGUGUCCUGAUAAGCCAUGACAAGCUUUUACUGCAGAUAAACACAGAACGGGAAAUGGGGAACAUGGAUUAUAAACUGGGGCAGGUCUCCAUUCAUUCUGUUUGGCUGGGUAACAAUAUAACCCCUUUGAGAGAAGAGGAAUGGGAUGAAGAUGAGGAAGAUGAAAGUGAUGUGCCUGCUCCAUCUUCACCUCCAACCUCUCCAAUUAACUCCAGGAAACAUCGAGCUGGAGUUGACAUUCAUUCAUGCUCUCAAUUCUUGUUGGAACUCUACAGUCAGUGGGUUCUUCCCACAAACACUGGCAAGAAAACCCCCGUCAUCCUGGUCAGUGAGGUCGUAAAAUCGCUUUUGGCAGUCUCUGAUUUGUUUACCGAGAGAACCCAAUUUGAGAUGAUGUACAGCACUUUGACAGAACUUCAGAAAAUUCAUCCUGCAGAAGAUGAGAUUCUGAAUCAAUAUCUGGUUCCUGCUAUUUGCAAAGCAGCAGCUGUUCUGGGCAUGGACAAGGCCAUAGCAGAACCAAUAAGUCGUCUGUUGGAGACAACGAUGCGGAGUACCCACAUGCCAUCCCGAAUAGGAGCACUGCAUGGAAUCCUGUACAUCCUAGAGUGUGAUCUACUGGAUGAGACAGCAAAGCAACUCAUUCCAACCAUUACUGUUUACCUGCUGGCCAACCUGCGUGGCAUUGCACACUGUGUCAACAUUCACAACCAACAACAUGUGUUGGUGAUGUGUGCAACAGCCUUUUAUCUCAUCGAAAACUACCCGCUUGAUGUGGGCCAUGAAUUUACUGCAGGCAUCAUUCAGAAUUCCUUUGGAUUUUCCUUCACCCAGUUAAAGACUAUCUAAUUAUUGCUCCUUGACAUUACUGAAUCCUUCGCUAUCAACAUCACGGGGAGUUACCAUUGACCGGAAACUGAACUGGACUCACUAUAUAAAUACAAUGGCUACCAGAGCAGAUCAGAGG